Molecule: messenger RNA, 2515 nt
Organism: Paramormyrops kingsleyae
Lineage: Eukaryota; Metazoa; Chordata; Actinopteri; Osteoglossiformes; Mormyridae
Gene: ddx43
Product: DEAD (Asp-Glu-Ala-Asp) box polypeptide 43
Molecular function (GO): ATP binding; RNA helicase activity; RNA binding
Source: RefSeq, a predicted model, not a curated record
GGCGGAGUCGGUAAGACCUUGGUUCGGUGGGUCAUGUGACGUAAAUGGCGUGCUGGCGCGCGGAGUAGCUUCGCGCGGGGUUACCGAUACGCUCGUGCCGAAAGGGAAGUCGGUAUGUCGGAUUGGGAAGAGGAUUGCGACGAAGCGGCUCUGAAACCUACGACCGAAGUUAAAGCCCAGCAUAAAGGAUGGCGGUCUCACAAGACGGAACAGAUUUCCAACUUUAAUUUUACGCAGAAAAAACAGUGGGGCCCAUCAGAACGACGGCGGGGACACGAUGGGCGAGAUCCGCAGCAGCAGAACUUGGGGGGCGGGAGUGGCCAUUUGGACACUGAAGGAAAGCGGUUUUCCAGGAGGGAAAACGAAUGGAGUCCAAGUGGGCGAGGAGACGCCAGUGGAGGCCGCGGGUUACUGGCGUCGGCGCCGCUGUGCUUUUCAGUGGAUAGUUCUGCAUUUAGUUCUAUUAUAGGUCGCGGAGGUGCUAAAGUUCGUGAACUUGAGGAGGAGAGUGGAGCAAAGAUAAAGGUCAUUCGGGGCCGUUAUGAAGGGGAGGUUCAAGUAUUUGGUAGCAGGGAUGUGCAACAAAAAGCCAGGGAAAUGAUCGCAGCUUUGAUUUCUCCGGCCGUUGGUGAUCCCGGGUCCACAGACGCUGGCACUGAGACCUGCUGGUCCGCCUCGGCUGCCCAGGGCCCGUCAGAUUUCGCCCCGCCGCCGAUUGACUGGAUGUCCAUCCGCGAAAAACGGCAUGAGUAUGCGGCUUUGAAGUGGAAGGAUCUCCCGCCACUCAAGAAGGAGUUUUACAUUGAGGCGGAGAGUGUGGCUGUGCGCAGUGCUGAGGAGGUGCAGGCCUGGAGGAAGGAGAACAACAAUAUCUUUGUGGAUGAUUUGAAGGAGGACGACAGGCGGGUUGUACCCAAUCCGGUUUGUACCUUUGAAGAGGCCUUCCAGGCCUAUCCUGGCAUCAUGGAGAACAUUGUUCGAGUGGGCUUUGUUAAGCCCACACCGAUCCAGUCGCAGGCCUGGCCCAUUGUGCUGAAGGGCUUUGACCUGAUCGGAAUAGCCCAAACCGGCACAGGGAAGACCUUGGCUUACCUCUUGCCAGGCUUCAUCCACAUGGACCAGCAGCCUGUGCCCAGAGAGCAGCAGGAUGGACCCGGCAUGCUGGUACUGACCCCGACCCGAGAGCUUGCCCUGCAGAUCGAGCAGGAAUGCAAGAAAUACAGCUACAAGGGCUUCAAGAGUGUCUGCAUUUAUGGAGGAGGGGACCGCAAGGCCCAGAUCGGUGUGGUGACCCGUGGCGUGGACAUCGUCAUCGCCACGCCAGGCAGGCUGAAUGACCUGCAGAUGAACAGUUACCUGAACCUGCGCUCCAUCACCUACCUGGUCUUGGAUGAGGCCGAUCGUAUGCUGGACAUGGGUUUUGAGCCACAGAUUAUGAAGAUUAUAUUGGACAUCCGGCCUGACAGACAGACGAUCAUGACUAGUGCCACAUGGCCAGCGGGUGUGAGGCGAUUGGCUAAGUCCUAUCUGAAGGAUCCAAUGAUGGUGUACGUGGGGACGCUGGACUUGGCGGCCGUGAACACCGUACAGCAGUCGGUAAUAAUCGUCCCGGAGGAGGAGAAAAAGAGUUACCUUUUUGAUUUCAUCCGUAACCUGGAGCCUGAAGAUAAAGCACUGGUAUUCGUAGGGAAAAAGUUAAUUGCGGAUGACCUGUCCAGUGACCUCUGUCUACACGGCAUAAAGGUUCAGUCACUGCAUGGAAACAGGGAGCAGUGUGACCGUGAGGAUGCACUGCAGGACUUUAAAGAGGGCCGUGUGCGGAUCCUCGUGGCCACCGACCUGGCCUCCCGGGGCUUGGACGUGCAUGACAUCACGCACGUCUUCAACUACGACUUUCCACGUAACAUCGAGGAGUAUGUUCACCGUGUUGGCCGUACCGGAAGAGCAGGACGAUCCGGGGCAUCCGUGACAUUAGUGACAAGAGGAGACUGGAAGUUGGCUUCCGAACUGAUUCACAUCCUGGAGCGAGCCGGACAGGCUGUUCCCGAGGAGCUGCUGCUGAUGGCCGAGCGCUACGAGAAGCACGAGAGGGAACGCGAGAUGGGUGUGCCAACGCGGCGAGGAGGAAGAGGCGGGAGAAGCAGAGGCCGGGCUGGGGGAGGAGCAAAUAAAAUGUGGCACGGGAAUAGAGACAAGAAUAGGGACGAUUCCACCUGGAGCUUCUAAUCUGUCCGACUUGAUUGACAGGUUUCAGUCCUGUACGGUAUCUGCGCGCUUAUGGGCUCAGAUCCUUGUGCUGACAUCCUCCGCUUCACGCAGAAAGAAGGUCAUCUUAUUAACGUUCUCAUGUAUUUAUUUUUGUUUGACCAGCACGUCUGCAAAAAAGUUAAUGGUCUACAACUGUGUUUAAAAAUUGCCCAUGAUGUGGAAUUUAGUUUGAGGGGCUAAAUGUGGUGAAUAUUUUCAGAAUCCAGAGUUGAUGAGGGACCAAAAAAUAAAUAAAUAAAAUAAACAA